UCGAAAACAUAUGAGCAUAAUUUGUGUACAUAUAUAUUUACAUUUGCAUUCGAAGGAUAUGUCACGAAUAUGUAACGCUUGCGCUCGAUGUCGUACGCUCCGAAGAGGCCGAUUAACACGCGUGCACAAUUGAUAGAAAAAGGUAAAAAGGAUGUAAGGAAAGGUGGACCUCGAGGUCAAGGAAAAUGAAACGAAAAUAGUAAAAAGAGAAGUAAUCGUGAUUGUGAACGAUCUCGUUUCGCCUACGUGAAAUCUUGCCUUUGCGUCAUUUAACAGCACAUACGUGUAAACCCAUCGAAGCCGUGCAAUGGCGUAGAAACAGUCGUGCGUUGUGCUAUCAGCUGAUGGACUUGAUGGACCUUACGCUUAUCAAAACAGAAAACACUGUUACAGUAAUUGCGGCCUGCCUUACCAAAACGUCACGUUGCAAUGCGUGAUACUUUGCUCAUCGUAACGCAUUCAUUUACUCAACAGUUUUUUUUUUUGUUUUUAACUUGAAUCAACAUUGACUCCAUUAGUCGGUGUCAGUGAAUAUAGUGUUUUCAUCUGGUGGAUAUUUUUUCAACAAUGGGGGCAUCUGAAAGCAGUGGAAAGAGUAAUAGCGAAUUAGUAGAUAAUUUAAUGAAAUCUGGAUACAUAAGGACAAAAAAAGUUGAGCAAGUAUUUAGAGCAGUGGACAGAGCUGAUUAUGUUUUAUCAAAGCGCAGAAAAAAAGCUUACGAAAACUUUGCUUGGAAGGAUGGCAAGAUACACCUAUCAGCUCCAUAUGUGUACAGCGAGGUGAUGGAAAACCUUUCGUUGAGCCCUGGACUGAGCUUUUUAAAUAUUGGAUCGGGAACCGGUUAUCUCAGUACAAUGGCAGGACUCAUAUUGAAUCAACAUGGAACAAAUCACGGAAUUGAGUUGUACGAAGAUUGUCUAAAGUAUGCGUACGAACGGCUAGAAGAAUUUAAGCAAAAGUCGCUAGCUUUGGAUGAGUUUGACUUUUGCGAACCACUUUUUGUACAAGGGAAUUGUCUGAACGUUGCACCAGAUAGACAAUACGAUAGAGUAUAUUGUGGUGCCGCAUGUUCUGAAACUCACGUAGCGUACAUUAAGCAAUUUGUGCGUAUCGGGGGCAUCCUCGUGAUGCCUUACGAGGAUCACUUGCUUCGCGUACGUAGAAUAGACGAGGAUACUUGGUUGGAUUGCAAGUUGCUCCCCGUAUCGUUUGCAACGUUGGUUGUUCCUACCGUAACGGAGCAGACGACGCUUUACUUACCCGAAUGUAAUCCCCUAUCUUUGCGGGAAUUAUGUAGAUGUAGCAUAAGGUAUCAUUUGAGAGAAAAUGUCUGGAACGAGCACGAAGACUUGGAAACGAAGAAACUUAUAAGACUGAAACAACCUAUACUACCGGAACCCAUCGAUGACAAAUCGGGCGCAUCUUCGUCCAACGAUACCGACGACGACGAAUUUACUCACACGGUUAGUUUAAUAGCCAACGUGAUCGACCAGUCAGAUCGGAAUCGGAUAACCAAUCUGAAUAGUAAAGAUGAAAGUAGCUCCAAUAGUUCCAAUAGCUCCAGUAGCUCCAAUAGCUCCAGUAGCUCCAAUAGCUCCAGUAGCUCCAAUAGCUCCAGUAGUUUCAAUAGCUCCAGUAGCUCCAUACACAGUUGGAACGUGACACACUCGGACUCGGACGUCGUCAUCGCUCAUUAUGUAAACAACAAUGCCCUUUCUACUUAUAUGAUAGAAAAGAUACAUCAGUUACCAUUACCUUUCUUAUUGAAGUUGUACAUAAACUACAAUCGACAACUGUAAAAUAAGUAAAUUACGUUAUUCUUAUUUAAAUAAAUACAUAUAUAUAUACAUUU
Hylaeus volcanicus is the source of this 1853-nucleotide messenger RNA. RefSeq names its product protein-L-isoaspartate O-methyltransferase domain-containing protein 1-like. The transcript is spliced from 5 exons. Gene Ontology annotation, biological process: protein modification process. NCBI's taxonomy places the organism in Eukaryota, Metazoa, Arthropoda, Insecta, Hymenoptera, Colletidae. The coding region runs from base 568 to 1800 and encodes 410 amino acids. Gene Ontology annotation, cellular component: cytoplasm. Gene Ontology annotation, molecular function: protein-L-isoaspartate (D-aspartate) O-methyltransferase activity. The record is from RefSeq and is a predicted model, not a curated record.